Messenger RNA from Teleopsis dalmanni, 3805 nucleotides. It is a transcript of the gene nwk, whose product is annotated as protein nervous wreck. Gene Ontology annotation, cellular component: recycling endosome; neuromuscular junction. Gene Ontology annotation, biological process: neuromuscular synaptic transmission; regulation of actin filament polymerization. The transcript has 11 exons. The record is from RefSeq and is a predicted model, not a curated record. Gene Ontology annotation, molecular function: protein binding. The coding region runs from base 586 to 3660 and encodes 1024 amino acids. NCBI's taxonomy places the organism in Eukaryota, Metazoa, Arthropoda, Insecta, Diptera, Diopsidae.
GCCACCCAAUAAAUAACAACAUUCUGGAAAUACACAAAGUUUACAAAUGUCAUGUGAAUGAAACGUUACGUCCUCUUCGAGCAGACCAGACAACUGGCAUGGAAAUGUCAUAUGGAUAUUCCUUUACAACCGCGCUCACAACUCACCCCAAAAUAAUUUUUCCCCUAAAGCGACGGUCUUAGUGGAAAGCUACGCUCACGCAUAACAGCACAUAGAACACAGCACACAGCAUAAGUAGCGAGGCUUCCAGUGAAGACAGAGAAAAAAGUCAUCAGCUCUGAAUCGAUAAGUAAGGAAAAUCAAAAUUUUCUUGCUGCGAAAACGUUGUGGUGUUGUGUGAAAAUACGGCGAAAGACCGAAUUUUGUGAAACAAAUGUGUUAAUAAUUAUUAAAUAUUAUAAACAAAAAAAUAAUCUAUGUUGGAAAUGUCUAAGAAAAGUAUUCGCUAACGGCAUCAGUAUCAGUAUCAGUAUUAGUGAAAUUUUAAUUUAAAGAAUUGGAAGAAAAAUUGUGCUUAAUUGUUUCGAAAUAUUUGCUAAAUAAUCUCAAGUUGUUGCCUGCAAACUAAAAUCCUACAGCUUCACAAUGCAGCCCCCACCACGUAAGGGCAACUAUGUUAAAUUCUUAAAGAACUUACAUACGGAGCAAGUGGCUAAGUUGCAAUUAAAGAACCAACAUGAAUGCGAUCUGCUCGAGGAUAUACGGCAGUUCACAAUCAAGAGGUCGGCCAUUGAGAAGUCCUACAGUGAUGCCUUGUUAAAAAUUUCAUCUCAGUAUUUAAAUAAAAAAAUACCAAAUAUACCGGAUAUUAAAAUGGAAGGCAUGGAGGAGCGAUGGAACAUGUGGAGUGUCUGGCGCACAGUGUUGGAAGAGAAUGAGAAAUUAGCACGUGCACGUUUGGCUGCUAUCGAAGUGUUUCAACAGCAAAUAGCAGACGAGGCUAAAGUUCUGCGUGACUACAAAUUGGCCAUAUCCAAAAAAUCGCUUUCCCAAAUUGUAAAUAUACAAAAGGAACUACAUUUAAGCGUCGGCGAUGUAGACAAAACAAAGAAGCAGUACUUUGAUGAGGAACAUUGCGCACAUGACGUGCGUGACAAAGCGCGUGAUAUCGAAGAAAAACUGAAGAAGAAAAAAGGUUCGUUCUUCCAAUCUAUUACCUCAUUGCAAAAGAAUAGCGCACGUGUAACCUCACGGAAAGAGCUGCUAGAAGAAAAAUCGACUGGUGCUCGAAACGAUUAUAUACUCAGUUUGGCUGCAGCCAAUGCACAUCAAAAUCGUUACUUUACAGUUGAUUUACAGACCACCAUGACCACAAUGGAGAACUAUGUCUUCGAACGUGUUGCUGAGUACUUAACCUUGAUGGGACGCACCGAAUUACUAACUUGUUCAGCAACACAGAACUCUUUCGGCAAAAUACGUGAUCAAGCACAACAACUCACACGCGAAUAUAAUUUGCAAUGCUGCUACUUAUUCUAUCCGGUACUUAAACAGCAUAUACAGUACGAUUUUGAACCAUGCGACAAUGAUCCUGUACAUAAAGUAACAGCUGAACAUGAAUCGGCUACAGAGACACUCACUAAAGAGGCUAAAAAUCUGGCUGGUCGAGUAGUUAAAGAAAAUAUGUCAAUAAGAGAACAAGCCAAAAAAUUGGCCAUUUGUGUAUCUUUGCGUGAUUCAGGACAACGCUCAGAUCCCAAUGAUCCUAAUGGGCCUGAUUUAGAUACAAAAAUUGAAGAUUAUAGGGAUUCGAUACGUCGAUCAGAGACUGAGAAAGCUAAGGCUGAAGCUUGCUUGCAAUGCUUACGUGAAGGUGGUAUAAAUGUAGAUGAGUGGGUGCAGGAGGCUGAAAUUAUGGGUGUACAGGAGCUAACCAGAUCAGCAAGUUCCAUAUCAAUGCGUACAGAUGCGUCAGGACAAGGCGAAAAUCCCAGUUCCGAUUCGUUCUAUGAUAGCGACAAAGAAGACAAUGCUGCUGUUGCCCAGCCGACUGCAGCCAAGCCUAAAGAGGUGAAACAACUAUCACGAGACAGAACUUUCAGUGAUAGUGAUGAAGAGCCUGAAGAGCGGGUACCAGAACCGAUAAGUUCCGUGCCAAUGAUGGCAGCCAAUACUGGUUGGGAUGAUCCAACAGAAGUAAAUUGGGGAAAUGAAGAAGAAGAAGAAAAAGAAGAACCUAUUGUACCAGAACCAAAAGAAGCUAUAUUCAAAUGCACUGCUCUAUACAGCUACACCGCUCAAAAUCCUGAUGAGUUAACUAUAGUCGAAAAUGAACAACUUGAGGUGAUUGGCGAAGGUGACGGUGAUGGUUGGUUGCGUGCACGUAAUUACCGUGGCGAAGAGGGUUAUGUACCGCACAAUUACUUAGACAUCGAGCAGGACACUGGAGUAAAUGGUAGUUCAUCAAAUCAAUUGCGUUCACAAAUUUCAUUUUCAUCUGUCGAUUAUACUGUUGACAAUGAAGAUCAAACUGUAGAUUCAAUGCAGUCUCCUGACCAAGUGUCCGUUAUAAUGGCGCCACAGAAGAAGAAAUCCGAUGUGCUAUAUUGUAUUGCUUUAUAUGAUUAUGAUGCUACAGCUGAAGAUGAGUUAACCUUUGAGGAAGGUCAAAUCAUAAAGAUUGUCACUAAAACAGCACAUGGUGUAGAUGAUGGGUGGUGGGAAGGUGAAUUGGAUGGUAAAUUUGGUAACUUCCCAUCGUUAGUAGUAGAAGAAUGUGAUGAAAAUGGAGAACCUUUUUCUGAGGGUGAUGAUGAAGAAUCACCACCACCAACAGCUGCACCUAGUUUUGCGCUUCCACCUGCACCCGAAUUACCACCAGAAUAUGCACACGAACUAACUGAUGAUCUUUUCGCAUCCCAAGAUACUGCUGAUGACGAUAGUGGUUAUAUACCAAAUGGUACAGUACCUAGUAUGCCUCCGCCAGGGCUUAGUAAAGCAACUACUAAGAAGGUGUUCAUACAAGAACCUGGAAUGGAGGACGAUACCAGCGACGAUGGUAGGCCACCGCCAUCGAUGCCACCACCAGCCUUGAACGCAGGAAAUAAGGAUGGAAAUGCACAUAAUUUAGGUAUGGCACAAAUUAUUGUUACCGCUGCAACCCCAAUGGUUGAAGACGGUACAGAUAAAUCUUUCCCUCCGGUAGAAAACAGAGACGAUGGUGCUGUUUCAGAUGCUUCAUCAAGCGUGAAGGCUGCUAACGAAAAGGUAGAUAAAAAACAGGAAUCAACACCAGUACAAAAACAACAAAAACCACAGCAGCAGCAGCAGCAGCAGCAGCAAAAUGCCGAUGAAAAUGAAAAUCAUGAAGGUAGGAAUGCGACCACACCAUCCGUAACUAUAACUUUAACUACGUCCAAUUCAGAGGACCAAAAUUCAUCAGAUCAGGAGCCUGAAUCAGAAGUGCAGCCAUUAGAGGAGGCUGAAGAUCCAUUUAAUGAAAAGGCGAAUGCUGCAAGUGCUGGUACAGAUGCUAAUGAUGGAUUCGGAGCAAAUUUUGAAGCAAACUUUGAUGAUGCAUUUUCUGGCGCACAAAAUGCUGUUGAAGCAGUUGAAGAGGUUAAUGCACCUAAACAAGUAGUGGGUGGACGAGCAAGCAUACCAGAGGAAUUGGACUCAAAUCAAUUAGCGCGAUUACAGAAUCUAAAAGAGUCGAAUGCUUAGAAUUAAGUUUCUUUAUAUAAAUGCUUAGAAUCUUAAAUUAAAAACAUAUAACAAAUCAUUUGGUCAUCCGUUAGAAAAAUUUAUCUGCUGAUUAUUAAUGAUGAAUGGAGCAUAACUCCAGCAGGGAAGAUAACAAUAAUAAUUA